GACGUCCCAAGUUUGGGUAGCCGUCGGCCAUCAGAAGCUCUCAGCAAGCCAUGGCACCCAAAGUGCGGAAGCAUGCUGACAAGGAAGCUUCCGUGGCUGCGAGCGAAGACGUGGAGGAGAGGCCUGAGGUGGAAGAUACCUCGCAGGAGAAGAACACGACCUUUCUUCAGCGCACGCCUUCUGCCACCAACCAGGCCGUUUCGGACUUGGCCAAUGACAGGCGGCUCAUGGGUGCUGCUGCCACUCUGGGGGGCGCUGCAGGCACACUUCUCAUGGGCCCCGUGUCGGGCGUGGCCCUGGGAGCGGCGGCCCUCUAUGCCACAACCCGGGAGGAUAGCACCGGCUCAGUAGCCAGAAAGGCGGGCACGGCGUAUCUAACCGUGGCAGAUUCGGCCAUCGACGAGGGAAUCCGCGCAGUGGACCGAGGGGUGAAGGCCUUCGGCUGUGCCGUGGACCGAGGUUGCCGACACUUGGAGACCUCCGCGUCCGUCCCCACGCCCAUCCGCGUCGGGCUUCAGAACUGGCGCAGGCAAGCUUGCGAGGAGAAAGCGCCCCGAGCAGAGGCCGACGACGAGGCGCAUAAGAUCAGAUCGAAGUAUCCAGAUCGUAUCCCAGUGAUUUGCGACAAGUCAGCUCGCUCGACUUUGCCUGAGUUGCCGAAGAAGAAGUUUGUGGUGCAUGGCACAAUGCUUUGCGGGGAGUUCAAGUACAUGGUCCACAAGCAAAUCGCUGACACCACCCCCGAGCAGCUGAGUGUGGACCAAACGAUUUACCUUUUCAUCAACGGUAUCACGCCGAAGACGAGUACGCCCAUGUCGCAGCUGUACGACCAGUUUAGAGCGUCGGAUGGCUUCUUGUACAUAAGGUAUGGUGCCGAAAACACCUUGGGAUCGGAUCCGUGCCUCGGCUUCGGAUCGGGACUUUCUCGCUUCGGGAGUGACUGGUUUCUCCAAGACUCGCGACUUUCCAAAGAUCCCAGGCAUAUUUACCCUACCUUCGGAUAUGUUUGGAGAGGGAUUUAGAGGGGUUCAUGUAUCCCACUCAAAGUUCAACGGCCUGCAAGGGUCAACGAACCACUCAGACU
Effrenium voratum is the source of this 1084-nucleotide messenger RNA. The record is from the annotation of a GenBank genome assembly. NCBI's taxonomy places the organism in Eukaryota, Dinophyceae, Suessiales, Symbiodiniaceae.